AUGAUAACGGACGUUUAUAAUAUUUGUAAUAAUAUCUUUUUAUUUCACCCAUUAUUGGAUGCUAUACAUCUUAGGUUCCAUGUGCAUCCACAUUCAAGUGCUCAUGUUUAUCUUCGACUUCAAUUGGGUCAGUCAUGGGAAACCAUUCCUACAUCACUUUUGACUGAUCUGGGACAAUUGGUCAAGGCAAAUAGUAUUGCUGGAAACAAAGAAAAAAGUGUUAUGGUCGUUUAUACACCUUGGUCAAAUUUGUUAAAAACUGCUGGUAUGGCGACCGGAGAAGUGUCUUUUCAUGAUCAUAGCAAGGUGAAGAAAUUACAAGUAGGUAAAAGGGAUAACGCGAUAAUUCGGAGGUUAGAAAAAACUAAAACUGAGAAUGCUUCACCUGACCUUGCUGGUGAAAAACUUGCCAUGGAAAAGGAAAAACGGAGGUUGGCAAGAGAAGCAGCAAAUGCGAGG
This is a messenger RNA of Racocetra persica, 459 nucleotides long. Lineage: Eukaryota; Fungi; Glomeromycota; Glomeromycetes; Diversisporales; Gigasporaceae. The record is from the annotation of a GenBank genome assembly.